UAAUUCUCAUAUAUAUACACAAAUUCGUGUAUGUGUGAAAAAUCUUAUUUGCCAAAUACUUGUUAUAUUUGCUGAAUUGUGUAAAAAGGUUCCUAAAACAAGAGCACAGAUCGAGCUUAAAAGCACUUUAAAUACAUAUCUACAGACUGCAACCAAAACUCUCAAAGCAGCGUUCAAGAGAAGCUGACGGCAGAAUCUGCGACUGUGAGUCAUUUGUCUAGAUUUCACCAAAACAACCACUUGCUAAGCCCGCCGCACCCGGAAAUGGCCGCCGUUGAAAACAAUGAACCCCGAACGGAGUUGCAGGAGCUGCAGCUUAAGUCUGCUCAGGUUGCGGAUGAAUCCUUGGAGAGCACGCGCCGGAUGCUCAGCCUUAUGGACGAAAGCAAGGAAGCGGGAAUCCGCACGUUAGUGGCUCUGGACGACCAGGGCGAGCAGCUGGAUCGCAUCGAGGAAGGCAUGGACAGGAUCAACGCCGACAUGCGAGAGGCGGAGAAGAACCUCAGCGGUAUGGAAAAGUGCUGCGGAAUCUGUGUGCUGCCCUGGAAGAAGGUUAACAUUAAGGACGACAGCGACAGCGCUUGGAAGGCCAACGAUGAUGGCAAAAUAGUGGCCAGCCAGCCGCAACGGGUGAUCGAUGAGAGAGAGCGCGGCGGAAUGGGUGCUCCACCCCAGUCCGGCUAUGUGGCACGAAUCACAAAUGAUGCCCGCGAGGAUGAGAUGGACGAGAAUCUCGGGCAAGUUAAUUCUAUGCUUGGAAACCUACGGAAUAUGGCACUGGAUAUGGGCUCGGAGCUGGAAAACCAAAACAAGCAGGUCGACCGCAUCAAUGCCAAGGGCGACGCCAACAACAUUCGCAUGGAUGGUGUAAACAAGCGUGCUAACAAUCUGCUCAAGAGUUAAACAUGCACAAAGCGGUCUCAAAUCAAUAGUGAACACGGUAGUCAGGUCCCCAGUAAACCCAAUGACCUCGAACCAAUGUUGUGGGCACAAACCAGUAGCUAAUGCGUUAUUUAUACAAUAUAUUAUAUACAAAUACAUGUAGACCAAUGGACUCCUGGUAGGAGCAAACGUAACUGACCCAUCUACCAACAAGCACUUACCAGCUGCAAGAACUAAAAAAUUUCUACUAUAUAUUUUCCACGACAUAUACGUAUACAAUUCUAUAUGCGCGUGCAAAGGCGGAACAACAUAUAACUACUUACUAUAAACCUACUUACUCGUGUACAAAUGGCAACCUUGCUGUUGCCUAAAAACAUUUUUAUUAUGAGAUUUACCGUAUGAUGUACUCUGUUUUUGGUACAAACUUUUUGAGGCAUUUUACUGAACUUUGUCGAAUCAAACUUGUAACUACUGAGAUGAAUAUAUGUUUAUUAAUAUAUAUUAACAGUCCCCAAAACCACCGCUUCCCCUGGCACACAGAUAGUUAAAGAUUAAUAAUGGUGGUGUCGUCAUAUCGUAGCCAAUUUUAUGUUCUCCGUUGUUAUGCCCUUUUGUGCAAUUUUUGCCAUGCCAUUAAGACGGGAUUUUGGAAAUUCCAUACUCCACCACGGGUUUAAAAUAAUAUAUACAAAGUCAGUCCCGAACGUUCGGCAUCGUAUAUAGUUAAAUUGUGUCCCAGUUGAAGUUUCAGUAUAGUCAUAAGUGAAAAAAAUUGUUUGAAGUAAUCCAAUGUUUAAAGAUUUGAAAAGAACCUGUUUGUGCGCAAAAUAUUUCUCGUUAAUUAUUGUAUGUAUUACGAACGUGUAUAGCGUAUUAUUGAUUAGAUACUUAUUUAUCGCUACUAUUGCCACUUUAGCUUUUAUUAUAGCUCUUAAAUUGCAAUUUUUGAAAUAAAUGAAUUCACCACCAAA
Drosophila bipectinata is the source of this 1853-nucleotide messenger RNA. It is a transcript of the gene Snap24, whose product is annotated as Synaptosomal-associated protein 24kDa. The record is from RefSeq and is a predicted model, not a curated record. Gene Ontology annotation, biological process: exocytosis; synaptic vesicle fusion to presynaptic active zone membrane; synaptic vesicle priming. NCBI's taxonomy places the organism in Eukaryota, Metazoa, Arthropoda, Insecta, Diptera, Drosophilidae. Gene Ontology annotation, cellular component: plasma membrane; SNARE complex. Gene Ontology annotation, molecular function: syntaxin binding; SNAP receptor activity.